UGGUGCUUACUGCUCUGCUCAGUUUCUAACUCACAAGCUUGUUCUCUUUCUCUCUCUCUCUCUCUCUCAACCAGCAUCGAUCAUCAAUGGAGAAAAAAGAAGAAGAAGAAGAAGGGUACUACAGUCCAAUACCAAAAGCAGAUUGGUUCACAAAAAUAUUAUAUUUCCAAUCAGAUAUAAUUUACAACUGCGUCGUCACACUCUUAUCACCUUUCAAACUUGUUUCAUCCAUGCUUUACGAGUCCUACCGUCGCACUGAAGCGACCACAGAAGCCCUGGAGUCUACAGUGCUUAAAGUACCCACUAAAGUUACACAGGGAAGUUUCGUGUUGGUUAGGAAGAUAGGGCUAGGGGUUAUGGGUGCUAUACAUAUGUUUGUGGUUUUGUUAGGUGUUAUGAUUUUGGCUGGUUUUCUGGGUGUUGGGUUGGUGCAACUAUGGGUGGAGAAGCCUGUGUUUUUGAGAGAGAGGUUGUUCUUUGAUUACACUGAUGUGAAUCCUAAGGCUGUGUUUAGCUUUGGCGGUGUUGAUGGUUCUAGCAUUUAUAAGAGGGGACAAGCGGGUGUCCCAGCUGGUCAUUCUUUUCAGGUUUCCUUGGAGCUUUUGGUGCCUGAAUCUGAUUACAAUAGGGAAGUUGGGAUGUUUCAGUUGACUGCAGAACUUUUGUCAGCAAAGGGAGUUGUGCUUGCAAAAUCUAGCCAACCAUGCAUGUUGCCAUUUAGAAGCCUUCCAAUUAGGCUCCUAAGAACAUGCCUCAUGAGCAUACCAUUAGUACUAGGAAUCUCUGAAGAAACUCGGAAGAUAUCUAUUGAAAUACUGAAGCACGAAGAAGGUUAUCCACGGAGCAAAGCUAUCAGAGUGACUUUGAUUCCAAGAUCUGGAACAUUGUAUGUCCCACAGUUAUAUGAAGCUGAAAUCCUCAUGAACUCUCAGCUACCAUGGACAAAACAAUUGUUGCGCAACUGGAAGUGGACGAUUUCUGUAUGGGCAACAUUAUACAUUUAUAUGACGCUGCUUAUUGUUCUCCUCUGCUUCUGCAGACCACUUCUCUUCCCAAUGACAAUGGUGAAUUUCGGUGACCAUAGGGAGGGAGAUUCGAGUAUAAAAGAUUCAAAAGAGCCUCAGACAGAACCAAGGGAUGAGGGAGAAAUUUCAGAAUUAGUGAGAAAAUGGCAGCAAAGGAGGAAGAAGAGAAAGGCAAUCUUUUUUCAUAGAGAUGUAUCAGCAACAGUUGGGUCAUCAGCUUCGAGCAUGAGCAUUACCAGGGAAGACGCAAGUAUAUUGGUGGAAGAAGAAACUGGGGAUUCAGAGUCGGUGUGCUUAGAUGACUGAGAAAUUCGAGUUGUGUACUACUUUAUCAUACUAUGACUAUCAGUAUAAUUAUCCUUCAUAAUGUUGCUA
Messenger RNA from Ricinus communis (castor bean), 1400 nucleotides. RefSeq names its product seipin-1. Gene Ontology annotation, biological process: lipid droplet organization; lipid storage. Gene Ontology annotation, cellular component: endoplasmic reticulum membrane. NCBI's taxonomy places the organism in Eukaryota, Viridiplantae, Streptophyta, Magnoliopsida, Malpighiales, Euphorbiaceae. The record is from RefSeq and is a predicted model, not a curated record. The transcript has 2 exons. The coding region runs from base 87 to 1331 and encodes 414 amino acids.